AAUCAUAUCCUACCCUACACAGGGACACCAUCCCAUGGUAUGUCUUGCGCAACAUUUCUGCAGGCAGCUUGACCAUGGGCCGAGUGUCAGAGUUAUCAACAACUUUAUCGUCGUGUUCUUGUCAUUUACCCGAAAUAAUAGGCGCCUUGCGCCACAGCGAUAAGACAUAUUGAUAAGUGGCACGUUUUCUUAUCGCUCACCACCAACCUGCCAUCACAGCGCAUGUAAGUAUCUGCUCCUGUCAUGUUCCUACUGACUGUGAGAACCAAAACUAGAUUCGAUGUCGAAUAAUGCCGUAUCUCCACAAGCCUUUGCACCCUUUAUUCGAAAGGAGGUGCUUCAGGCCGAAAUGACGCUCAAGGGUCACGAGGAUUGGGUGAGAGACAUUGCUUUCAUCCCUGGUACCCGUCUCUUCGUCACUUGCUCUGACGACAAAAGUAUUCGGCUCUGGAACCUGGACACAGGGAAACAAGUGGGGAAGCCCUUAUCGGGUCAUAGUGACUAUGUCUUGAGGGUUGCAGCAUCUCCUGAUGGGCAUUGGAUUGCCAGUGGAGCAUCAUGGUAUGGGAGCCUGAACGUGCCGGUUUCAGACGUGUUCAAGGGCCAUAGGAGGGACAUCUGGAGUGUCAUGUUUGCGCCGGACAGCAAAACAUUUGCAAGCGCAUCAUACGACAAAACGGUUUGCGUGUGGCAGAGGGAGACAGGCAAAAUCACCCUUGGACCAUUUCAAGUGGGUGGUGAGGCACACUCGGUAUCAUACUCUCCCGAUGGGAGUAAGCUAGCAGCAGGCACCGAGACAUAUAUCAUAUUAUGGGACGCAACGAGCGGAGAAGAAUUGUUGAAGAUAGAACAGCGGGCAUGGCUGGUCGCGUUCACUUUAGAUGGCCUCCGUCUCAUCAGCGGGAAUUUCAACGACAUUCGAAUAUCACGCACUGCCACUGGAGAAAUCAUCAAACAAUUUGACGCACACACUGAUCUUAUCCAAUCAUUGGCCAUUUCUCCUGAUGGCACGAAAUUCGCUACUGCGUCAAGCGACAAAACAACACGAUUAUUUGACCUGACCACAUUGGAACCCAUCGGCGAGCCACUCGAGUGCCCCGAUGCACUGUACUGCGUCACUUUCUCCGAGGACAGCCAGCUCAUUGUGACUGGCUGUGUUGAUAGACUCGUUCGCAUAUGG
Molecule: messenger RNA, 1180 nt
Organism: Suillus bovinus
Lineage: Eukaryota; Fungi; Basidiomycota; Agaricomycetes; Boletales; Suillaceae
Product: WD40-repeat-containing domain protein
Exons: 2
Molecular function (GO): protein binding
Source: RefSeq, a predicted model, not a curated record